Molecule: messenger RNA, 2955 nt
Organism: Argentina anserina (silverweed cinquefoil)
Lineage: Eukaryota; Viridiplantae; Streptophyta; Magnoliopsida; Rosales; Rosaceae
Exons: 13
Coding region: 246-2438 (730 amino acids)
Biological process (GO): proteolysis
Cellular component (GO): cytosol
Molecular function (GO): oligopeptidase activity; serine-type endopeptidase activity
Source: RefSeq, a predicted model, not a curated record
CUCAAACUCUCCCCACACCUUUCUGUCUAUUUACCCCGCUGCCCACACCAUCCCACCGCCUCAACUGACCAAACCAAUCGACGCUCCCAAAUCGCCUUCGCCAUCUCUGAUCAGUUCGUCGUCCCAAUUUCGAUUCUGCUUCUCGCCGGGGAAGGUCGAUUGUCCUCUCGAGUUGUUCACGGUGGUUGUUUACUCCUGCUCGCGCUCUCUCUUCCUCCGUCGUUGUUUCGUCAUCAAAACCUAGAAUGGGAUCCGUCGGAGCUCUUGACCUACCUUUGAAGUACCCUAGCGUCCGGCGAGACGAGUCCGUCGUCGAUGACUACCACGGCGUCAAGGUUGCCGAUCCUUAUAGAUGGCUUGAGGAUCCUGAUUCGGAAGAGACGAAGGAGUUUGUACAGAAGCAAGUGGAGUUGACGCAGUCGGUGCUCAAGGAAUGUGAUGAUGUCAGAGGGAAGUUAUCUGAGAAAAUCACCAAGCUGUUUGAUCACCCGCGCUAUGAUACACCUUUCCGGCGAGGGAAGAAGUACUUUUACUCUCAUAACACCGGGCUUCAAGCUCAAAGCGUGCUCUAUGUGCAGGAUAGUUUGGAUGGAGAACCGGAGGUUUUGCUCAAUCCUAAUACGCUUAGUGAAGACGGGACAGUAGCUUUGAGUACAUAUUCCGUAAGUGAGGAUGCCAAGUACUUGGCCUAUGCACUCAGUACAAGUGGCAGUGAUUGGGUGACAAUUAAAGUGAUGCGCAUUGAAGAUAAGAAAGUGGAGACGGACACUGUGUCUUGGGCCAAGUUUACUGGUAUUAGCUGGACUCAUGAUAACAAAGGGUUUUUCUAUAGCCGCUAUCCAGCUCCAAAAGAAGGAGAGGACCUUGACGCUGGUACAGAGACCAACACAAAUCUUUAUCAUGAGUUGUACUACCAUUUUGUGGGGACAGAUCAAUCAAAAGACAUAUUAUGCUGGAAAGAUUCUGAAAAUCCUAAAUACUCGUUUGGAGCUAAUGUUACUGAGGAUGGGAAGUAUGCACUUGUGUAUGUCGGCGAGGGUUGUGAUCCGGUCAACAAAUUUUACUAUUGUGACAUGUCUGCUCUUCCUAAUGGGGUUGAAGGUCUGAGGGCGAACAAUGAACUGCUCCCGGUUGUCAAGCUUGUUGAUACAUUUGAGGCACAGUAUCACGCGAUCGCAAAUGAUGACACUGUCUUCACUUUUCGGACAAAUAAAGAUGCUCCGAAAUAUAAGUUGGUCCGUGUUGAUUUGAAGAAACCAACUGCAUGGACUGAUGUAAUUAAAGAAUCUGAAAAAGAUGUACUUGAAUCUGCAUCUGCUGUAAAUGGUACCCAAAUGAUUGUUAGUUACUUGAGUGAUGUCAAGUAUGUACUACAGAUAAGGGAUUUGAAGUCUGGUAGUUUGGUGCAUCAAUUGCCCAUUGACAUUGGCUCAGUUACUGGGAUAUCUGGAAGACGAGAAGAUAGUACAAUUUUUUUUGGCUUUACGAGCUUUGUUACACCAGGAGUUUUAUAUCAGUGUAAUUUAGAGAAUGAAGUUCCAGAUUUGAAGGUAUUUCGCGAAAUUACUGUUCCUGGGUUUGAGCGAUCAGACUUCCACGUUGAUCAGGUUUUCAUACCCAGCAAGGAUGGCACUCAGAUACCAAUAUUUGUUGUGGCCAGGAAGAACAUUGUUUUGGAUGGCUCACACCCAUGUUUGUUAUAUGGAUAUGGUGGAUUUAACAUUAGUCUUACGCCAUCGUUCAGCGUUAGUCGCAUUGUACUUACAAGACAUUUAGGUUUUGUUUACUGCCUAGCAAAUAUUCGUGGGGGUGGAGAAUAUGGGGAGGAAUGGCACAAGGCAGGCUCCCUAGAAAGAAAGCAAAAUUGCUUUGAUGACUUCAUUUCUGCUGGUGAAUACCUUGUAUCUGCUGGUUAUACCCAAUCAAGCAAGUUGUCAAUAGAAGGUGGGAGUAAUGGUGGGCUGCUUGUUGGGGCCUGCAUAAAUCAGAGGCCUGAUCUUUUUGGCUGUGCACUUGCUCAUGUUGGUGUGAUGGACAUGCUGAGGUUCCACAAGUUUACCAUAGGUCAUGCGUGGACUUCUGAUUAUGGAUGUUCUGACAAGGAGGAAGAAUUCCAUUGGCUAAUUAAGUACUCGCCUCUACAUAAUGUUGGCAGACCAUGGGAACGACAUCCAAACCAGCAGUACCCACCUACCAUGCUAUUGACUGCAGAUCAUGAUGACCGAGUUGUCCCAUUACACUCAUUGAAGUUUUUGGCGACACUGCAACACGUGUUGAUUACAAGUUUAGAGAAAAGUCCUCAGACUAAUCCAAUUAUUGGACGCAUUGAAUGCAAGGCAGGGCAUGGAGCUGGACGUCCAACACAGAAAAUGAUUCAUGAAGCUGCUGACCGGUAUAGUUUCAUGGCUAAGAUUUUGGAUGCAUCGUGGAUCGAAUAAGGAGGUGGAGUGUGAGUAAGGGCAAUUAUACUUUAACUUCAAUAUAAUUUGUUGGGGUCACGUUUUCCGUGGUUACAUCCAGGAUAUCCUGGUUAGCGCGGUACAGGCCAUUCUUUGCUGCUAGGCAUAGUUUACAAGCCCUUAAUUGGUGAUGAGGCUCAUCCGUAUAAUGAACUUUCAUCACUUCUCUCAUGGGAUCGCAAACACACCUCUUCGGUGUGAUCAAGGACUUUUGCCUCUAAAAUUUUUGGGAAGGAUACAUCUCAAGCCUUGGUCGAUAACUGUUAGUAAAAUCCAGAUUUACUCUAUCGAUUAAACCUGGCUUUCCCCGCGGCCGUGUGGGCUUAGUCCAUGGUAAUUACGAUUUUUUAGGUUCUUGUCAUUGUGGGUCGAAUACCUGUAAAAUGUGGAUAUAGAUGGUUCACCCGCUAAGCAGGUGGCCGAAAACAUAGGUUCAGGCCUAUUAAAACUGCCCCUGUUAUGACUUGUAAAAUUAAAGAUGUAAUCUUAACUUUUU